GUCACAGGGACAGUGGGUUGUACUUGCAAAGUGCUUAUUAGGAAACACAGAAAUCAAAGCUUUGUCUCCCUCUCCAGGUUUCAGGUUUCAUCCCUCCUUCUUAGUUCAGGAAAGAUUUUUCCUCUCAGUUCAGAGAUGCCUGCUAUAGAGGCUGAAGAGACUCCCAUGAACAUGCUAAAGACAGAAACAUCUACCCCAGACCACCUACGAGAGGGAGACAUAGGUAAAAAACAGCAAGGAAAAUGUCUCAAAAAGAGCUCCACCCAGCCUCGUGCUAAGCUUUACUGCUGCUAUGCAGUGAUCAUGGUCCUCAGUGUAGCUGUAAUUGCACUUUCGUUUGCUUUGUCAGUGAAAAAGGAAAAUGCAGUCACUUCGGCUCCUCCACCAUGCUUUGCCACUUGCCCAAAUGACUGGAUUGGACUUGGAAGCAAAUGUUUAUAUUUUUCUGACGUUAAGAGAAAUUGGACACUAAGCCAGAACUACUGCAUGGCACAGGAGGCCCAGCUAGCUCAAUUUGACACUCUGGAGGAGUUGAAUUUCUUGAAGACAUAUGCAUGGAAAUUUCAGUACUGGAUUGGCUUGCACAGAGAAUCAUUACAACACCCUUGGAAGUGGGUAAACAGCACCGAAUAUAAUAACUUGAGUGAGCCACAGCAGCUGUGUGCGAAUCAGCAACAGCUGGUGUCCUUAAGUGUUCAGUCCUGUACAGUCCCCAAUAAUCAUGGCCCUCAGCCCUCAAAGGUUCAGUUCCUAGGGCUCUACAACCUUCCUCAAUCUUUAUCAUAA
This is a messenger RNA of Myodes glareolus (Bank vole), 786 nucleotides long. The record is from RefSeq and is a predicted model, not a curated record. NCBI's taxonomy places the organism in Eukaryota, Metazoa, Chordata, Mammalia, Rodentia, Cricetidae.